UCACGUCCCUGCUCUCUGAAUGCUGCAGUAACGUUACUUUAUCACCCUGCUGGCUUUGUAAAGUCUUUAUUUCCCACAUCUACUGCUGUGGAGGACGCGCUGCUCGCUCUACAGGUUGGUCCACUACAACAUCAUCUACAAACUGACCCAGUCUGGACUUUGAUCAGCAUUGUUGACUGAGCAGCCAGGAUCCACCCGGGCUUUGAGGUCAGAGGUCAAAGAUCCAUGGGAACCAGGAGGGUGCUGGUGACUGGGUGCUCCUCUGGCAUCGGCUUGGCUGUGGCUGCACGGCUCGCCAAGGAUGAGCUCAGACGGUUCAAAGUGGUCGCCACAAUGAGGGAUCUUGGGAAACGAGGGGCCUUGGAGAAAGCAGCAGGUGACAACUUAAACAAAACCUUGGAGAUCAAACAGUUGGAUGCCUGCUGUGAAGCUUCCAUCAGAGAGUGUGUCAACAGCCUGCCGGAGAGACGGGUGGAUGUUCUUGUGAACAAUGCCGGCGUCGGUAUGAUCGGACCACUGGAGUGCCAAAGUAUCGACGCCAUGAAGGAGCUCUUUGACACAAACUUCUUUGGCCUGGCACGGCUGGUGAAGGAGUUGCUGCCUGACAUGAAGCGGCGGCAGAGUGGCCAUAUUGUGGUGAUGAGCAGCGUCAUGGGAAUACAGGGGCUUCUGUUCAAUGACAUCUACUCCGCCUCCAAAUUUGCUGUGGAAGGAUUUUGUGAAAGUCUGGCGGUGCAAGCAAUGAAGUUUAACAUCAAGACGACUCUAGUGGAACCCGGCCCUGUGGUGACAGAGUUUGAAAGGAAACUGUACGAGGAUGCUGAGAAGAUGGAUCUAUCGGGGACUGAUGAGGAGACGGCCAAAAUCUUCCGUGAACUUUACCUGCCAUACUCCGAAAAGGUCUUCGCCUCAUUAGGCCAGACACCAGAGGAAGUGGCUGAGCAAACUGUUAAAGUGAUCACAGCCAAGGAGCCUCCUCUACGCCACCAGACCAACCGCCUAUACAUGCCCAUGACUGCACUGAAGCACGCAGAUCCGACUGGCCGACUGCCUCUGGACACCUUCUAUAAGAUGAUCUUUAAACAUGACAGUGUGUUGAAUGCAACUCUCAGGGUGCUGCGCGUGCUGCAGAGAAGGGCAGGGAAGAAGUAAGGAUUGCACUGAGUAUAAAUGUUAUUUAUAAGGAGACAGUGACUGACUGUGGUAGAUUCACACAGUCUGUUUUUUAAGUGUAGUAUCCCACUCUAAGGAGAGUUUUCUUCUGAGCAGCAAUGAACACGGCACAAACCAUAGGAUGUUGUCUUGUACAAUAACUGCAAAUAAUGUUAAAGGUCCAGUGUGUAGGAUUUAGGGGGAUAUAUUGGCAGAACUUGAAAAUUCAGCUCCCAGUGAAACCUUCCCUGUAGUGAACCCCAGGCCAGACAAUGGUGAAGCGUACUGAUGUUUUCAGAAGUCUUUCAUUAUGUUCAACCAUUAUUAUUUAUUUGAACACCAGCAUUUCCUUCAGGACACAGUGGGGUUAUUGAUAUUCAGUUAAGCCUGCAGCUAUUUUGAGCACGACUGUCGACUGUCCACACAGAAAUCAUAAAUGACACUGAAGGAACAAUAACCGUGAGUUCACACAUGGCUCAUGGGAGAAGUUUCAGCUGGUUGCAGUCUGCAGUCCUCACUGCUAGAUGCCACUAAACCUACACACUGCUCCUUUAAUAAUUCACGUACUGUAAAUAUGCAGGUAAUAUUUAUAGGUCUUCUUUCUUGCUGUGCAGAUCUUUUUUAUUUCUUUGUAACAUUUGUACAGGUAAAUACUGUAUAAUAAUGUCAAAGUAAAAUGUAAAAAUAUAAGCACUCUUCCAUUUUCACUUUUUAUUAAGGUCAUUUAUAUGUUUUAUGUGUUGCAGUGAUUCUAACAAGGAUAUAGUGUAACCAAAACUAGUAAAGUUAGGAAUAUUAUAAUUUAUCUGAUUGGCAGAAAGACAAACAAAUAAAUGUUAGUAAUAAAUGAAUAAUAUAUUAUUUAAUAAAAUA
Messenger RNA from Epinephelus lanceolatus (giant grouper), 2025 nucleotides. Its product is annotated as retinol dehydrogenase 8. Gene Ontology annotation, biological process: estrogen biosynthetic process. NCBI's taxonomy places the organism in Eukaryota, Metazoa, Chordata, Actinopteri, Perciformes, Serranidae. Gene Ontology annotation, cellular component: cytosol; cytoplasm. The record is from RefSeq and is a predicted model, not a curated record. Gene Ontology annotation, molecular function: estradiol 17-beta-dehydrogenase [NAD(P)+] activity.